This is a messenger RNA of Peromyscus maniculatus bairdii (prairie deer mouse), 786 nucleotides long. Lineage: Eukaryota; Metazoa; Chordata; Mammalia; Rodentia; Cricetidae. The record is from RefSeq and is a predicted model, not a curated record.
AUGGCAGGCUAUAAAUCCCUCGUUCCCCAGUUUCCACGGGGACCCAUCAGCAAUUUCUUUAAAACCACAGCCAGUGCUGGCGGAGACCGCGGUGGGCACGUGUUGGGUGCCACAGUGAACUCACCCGCUCGGACCCUGAGGGUCCCCGACGGAGGAGUGGACACACACUCGGCUCCCUGGGGACGCUCUCGCCCAGACUCAGCCGUCCAGAUGCAGGUGGAACAGAAGCUGGUCAGGGACACCCCCCACCCCCCGGGCUCCCCGCAGCUGAGGCCGGCCCGGCCGAGCGCACUGCUCCCCGCCGGCCCGGAGCCCCGCCGUGUCCGCCCCACCCAGCCCUCCUACCCGCCUGCCGCCGGGGCGCCGCACCGCUGCUCCCGCUGCUCCUGCGCGUCCGGCUCUGCGCGCUGCCCACGCUGCUCCAGCCACCCUGAGCCCUCUGGCCGCGGCGCGCCAGCAGCAAGUUUCCAUAAAAGUCCUGGUGCGCAGCCUGCUCCCGCAUUCCAGACGGGCCCAGCGCCCGCUGCAGCUGUUCCGGGACGCCAGGCCAGUCCCCAACCCCCACCGCCGCCGCAGCUCUCCGAGACGGGUGGAGAGUCACCCAGAAAGAAGAGGGGCGGUGGCUGCCACUCCAGGCUGCCUCCUGGCAACCGGCCGCCGCUGCACUGGGGUUCUCUACCUGCCCUAGUAGCCCAUAAAAACUCGGUGCCUUUGACCAGCUUCUCCCUUUCGACUGCUGGAAUGGGGCGGCACUGUGGCAACAGUGGAUGUGGUGCUCCUCCUUAA